GGGACACCUCGGACAGAUCACUGGGAGAGACCAUAAAAUGAAAGUCCUCCUCUUUGUCACUUUGAGCACCGCUCUGCUAUGUACUUUGGUCUUAAGUGACCACGGCGGAAGCCAUGACGAUGAUCACAAUCAUGACCAUGAUCACGAUCAUGACCAUGAUCACGAUCAUGACCAUGAUCACGAUCACCAUCAUGACCAUGAUCAUAAACAUAACCAAAGCCACUCUCACCACCAUCACUGCGACGGCAAUUAUCACCACCAUCACGGUGACGGCAAUUAUCAUCACCAUCACGGAGACGGCAAUUAUCACCACCAUCAUACCAAUGAAUCCAUGGCUUGUUACAGAAUUGCCAAAAGCAAUGCCAAUUUCGCCUUCCACUUUUUCAAUCAGAUAGCAUCAAGGAACCCUACCGAUAACAUCUUCUUUUCCCCAGUAAGUAUUUCCAUAGCCUUCGCUCUGCUUUCCAAAGGUGCUCGGUCUAAGACUCAUGACCAAAUUAUUGAAGGACUUGGCUUCAACGCGUCCAAAAUUACAAAGGAGGAAAUUCAUGCAGGAUUCAAGCAUCUUCUGCACGUACUCAAUGACCCCAACAGCGAACUACAACUGAACAGUGGGAAUGCCCUCUUCAUAAACAAAGAGAGCAAGCUGCUCCAGACCUUUUUAGACGACGCAAAGAAUUUUUAUGAGUCUGAAGCAUUUUCUACUGACUUCCAAAACACAGAGGAAGCGAAAAAACAGAUCAACAGUUAUGUAGAGAAGCAAACCAAUGGGAAAAUUGUCGAUCUGCUUGACAGUGUUGACAAGGAUACAAUUUUAGUUCUUCUUAACUACAUCUAUUUCAGAGGGAAGUGGGAAAAACCUUUCGAAGAGGAAUUUACAAAGGAAGGCGACUUCCAUGUUGAUGAGAACACAGUUGUGAAAGUCCCGAUGAUGCACAGGACAGGCAUGUAUAAUGUGCUGUUAAAUGAAAACUGCUCCGUGGUGGAGAUGCCAUACAAAGGCAAUGCCUCCGCGCUCUUUAUUUUGCCGAAGGAAGGACAUCUCCGAGAGAUUGAAGAGAGUCUUGAGAAAGCAGCCAUCAAGAAUUGGAGGAAAACUUUGUGGCGUCGGUCUGUGAUGUUAACAUUCCCCAAAUUUUCAAUUUCUGCAACUCUCGACCUUAAAAACGAAUUUGAAAAGCUGGGUGUGACAGAAGUCUUUUCAGACACUGCCGACCUUUCUGGAAUGACAGGUGAAGCUAACCUGAAGCUGUCCAAGGCCGUUCAUAAAGCUGUACUCAACGUGGAUGAGAAAGGAACAGAAGCAGCAGCCGUAACAGGCUUAGAGAUUAUGCCUACGAGUCUUCCUCCGGCAGUCAAAUUCGAUCAUCCUUUCCUGAUUGUUAUAGCAGAUGACAUAACGCAUAGCGUUCUGUUUUUGGGAAGAAUUACCAACCCUGCAAAGAAGUAAUAUUUGUGUUGUGCCUUUUGUUCGCUGAAUAAAAUAUAAUUCUGCA
Spea bombifrons (plains spadefoot toad) is the source of this 1496-nucleotide messenger RNA. RefSeq names its product alpha-1-antitrypsin-like. Gene Ontology annotation, biological process: negative regulation of endopeptidase activity. The coding region runs from base 38 to 1450 and encodes 470 amino acids. Gene Ontology annotation, molecular function: serine-type endopeptidase inhibitor activity. The transcript has 5 exons. The record is from RefSeq and is a predicted model, not a curated record. NCBI's taxonomy places the organism in Eukaryota, Metazoa, Chordata, Amphibia, Anura, Pelobatidae.